AUGACAGCAUCCUCCUCCUGGAAGUGGGACGACGGAAGCAGUGCCUCGUGGACCAACUGGGCCGCCAACCAGCCUGGGACGGAGAAGUGUGCUACUCAGAACGAGACUGGGAGCUGGAGUACGACCCCUUGCUCUGAAACGCAUCCGGUCACGUGUGAGAAACCGGCUGGUUCACCGGAUGCGCUUCCGUCCACCUGUGACAACCUGUACAGCCAGAGGCUUACCCUCAGUGGGACGUACUUGCUGUCAGGAGGUCACGAGACGUGCGGGCUCACAGAUUCGUCACGGUGCCCUGACGGUGUGUCAUAUGCCUUCGGAAGGAGUUGCUACGAGUUCGUGCUCAGCGGGCGCACGUUUGAGAGCGCGCGCCAGCACUGCGUGUCCCACGGUAAACAGUUGUACAGUCCUGACACGGGGGAGGACGCCGCCAUGUUGAGAAACGCCAUCUCCAAGAUUACUGAGUUGGCCGAAGUGAAUAACUGGUUUAUCGGUCUAUAUGAUUUGGACCUCGAUCACCAUUACACAACCACAGACGGGUCGGCGUUGUUCUACUACAACUGGGCGGCCUCGGAGCCUCGCUCUAACUACAAGCGCUGUGUACGGUGGGGGGACACUGGCACUUGGUUUAGCGAAGACUGCGCCACUUCUCUGCCAUUUAUAUGCGAGACAAAUUCGGGGUACCAAGGUUGCUAUAACGUUCCUUCAUCAACAUCCGGGUACCGGAACAAGGUGGUCUAUCCGCGCAUGACAUUAAUGACGUGUAGAAAGUACUGCCGCGGAGUAGAGAGGCCUCAGCUGUAUGCCGGAGUGUCUGGACAAACCUGUUACUGUAUGAGUUCACUGACGACCUCAAAAGUCGCCGACUCAGCUUGCGAUGCGGUCUGUCCUGGCAAUCCGGUACAGACUUGUGGCGAGAACGGAGUGAUGACGGUGCUGGUAACAGUCAUGUAUAAUAUACGGGAGGCAUCCUGCGAGGACCUAUACAACCAAGGUGUCGUAAUGCCCGGAUGGUACCGCAUAUUUCCGCGAGGACACGGGAGCAUGGCGCGAGUCUAUUGUCAUGGUCAAGAAAGAGCAAAUGAUUUUCUUCUACCAAGCGUACAGGAUAGUGACAUCGCUGUCUCGUCAUCUGAAGGAACAACAGGAUCUGGUGCUAUAUCGUAUGACGGCAGUUAUGGAAGAUUGUUUCAAGAGAGCGCUUCGUUAUAUGAUGCUUGGCGGCCGGCAGAGAACGAUAGCAACUCCUACGCAUCUGUCACACUCCCUGAAGCAUCCUAUAUUACCGGAUUCGUCACAAGAAAGCCCCUGAACUGGUUGGAGAAAUUCCAACCUGCCACAAAUGGAUUCAACUUCCCGGUGCCCGAGCUUGACCUGUCCGGCUUGACCUCUCUGACCUUUGAAGUAAAGGCCUGUAAACAUAUUGGCAUGCUUUUGACCACAAGUGCGGGAGAGGCCGCUAGAGGCAGUCAAGGUUACAAAAUCAUGAUAGACAGAGGCGGUGGAACCUCCAUUAUUCAACUAGAUAAGGGGUCGGAGGUAAAAGUCAGCGUCACAAAUACCAAGAUUGCAGAUUGUGCGGAAUACAAGGCGUUCUGGGUGAGCUGGGCUAACGGUGUCAUACGCGCAGGCGCCGGAAGACGGGUUGGCACGGGAACAAUUAUGUCGUGGACGGACAGUCAAAGACGGUAUACUGUGACGUCACUCGCACUGUUGACGUGGGGUAGUUUUCCGGGGCUUCACUGGAGGUUUCCAAUAACAGAGCCCCAAGGAUUGGUAUACGCAUUCAUCCGUGCACCAGAUUCGGGUGCUUCCAAAAGCCACGUUGCUGGUGUGGACCUUUCCAAUUCCACUUUUCUCUCCUUCUCCGUCAGAGGUUGCUAUAACGCCAAUAUCAUGCUUGCCGAGAGCGCCACAGAGGCGGAAAGCGGGACAGAAGGCUACUACAUCAUUAUAGGAGGUUCGUCCGGAACCAGCGCUUCAAUAAAACGCAGUUUUAGUCAAUCUGGGUCAAAUGCCGCAACGACGACGUCGUCUCGUCUUACAAACUGCACCGAGUACCUGUCUUACUGGGUGAGCUGGAGGGAUGGGUUGAUAGAGUUAGGAACGGGACAGCAGUAUGGGGUUGGUGCUUUCCUGAACUGGACUGAUUCCAACCCCAGGACCGUCACAGCCUUAGCUAUAUCCACAAAAGCUGGCUCGUCAGGAAUAGAAUUUGAAAUAAACGCCCCGGAGUCAACGCAAAGCUACAGUUCCAGACUUCUGUAUGGUGAUUCAGAAAACGAUCUAACGUACUACGAUGCCACUAAUGAUAGCACACAAGCCGUCACGUUCGACGGAAGCUCCGUGCCCUACCAACUGGUUUACCAAUAUCUAGAGAAGCCAAAGGUUGCAAAGCACGUACGCCUGGAGUUUGACAACACAGACCGCGUGAGAUUCGAUAUUCUUGGCGUACCGCUGUCUCAAUUCGCACAGGACAAAGGUCAUGUUGGCUGUUUCGUUGAGUCUGCUGAUGGUACCGACCUUGACCUUCCGUUCCUGGUGGGCAACCUGCCCAAUGCCACGGCGUGCAUGCUGUCGUGUGAGGCACAGGGAUACAGAUACGCGGGGAUAGCCGGAGGUGUAAAUUGUUCCUGUGGUACUACCAUAGGGCGGUACGGGAUGGUGAAGGACUACGAGUGUAAUGUACAGUGCCCUAACAUGCCUGGCUACAAGUGUGGGGGAACGGGAAGGAACUCCAUAUACCAAAUAUGGGAGACAACAUGUCCAGAAGUCCCAAGUGUCCAGUUCGCCACUCCUAACACCACGGACCGUGUCCACAACACUGUGGUCAGUUACACCUGCAAUCCCGGCUACAUCAAGCCUGAGGGAUUCUACUCCGCGGACAAAGUGGUCACGUGUCGUCAGACUACGUGGACGGGAGAAUUACCCAAUCCAUGCAGGCCAAUAGAAUGUAACAGCACUGUCCCGAGCCUGCCUCAUUCCACUGUGAACUGGACAGACAUAACUUACCUGAGCACUGCCACUUACACCUGUGACACGGGGUAUGCUUUACCUGACGGCUCCACUACGCAUGUCGCUCACUGCCAGAUCAGUGAAGAGUGGGGGCCGCUUAGGCACUGCCAACGUAAGUGUUUAUUCUGUUAG
Messenger RNA from Lingula anatina, 3144 nucleotides. RefSeq lists its product as uncharacterized. The record is from RefSeq and is a predicted model, not a curated record. NCBI's taxonomy places the organism in Eukaryota, Metazoa, Brachiopoda, Lingulata, Lingulida, Lingulidae.